Messenger RNA from Dentiscutata erythropus, 881 nucleotides. Lineage: Eukaryota; Fungi; Glomeromycota; Glomeromycetes; Diversisporales; Gigasporaceae. The record is from the annotation of a GenBank genome assembly.
AUGACAAAUGUUGCAGCAAAGCUGAAAAUAGUGGGAUUUAUGACAUUCAGUGAUAUUACUCACAGCGUCUCACAUGUUGCGUUUGGAAAUUAUUUAUCCUUCUCAUCCGGCUUAAGUUUAAGUUUCUUUUCUAAACCUUCAACUGAUGAUGCAUCUGUUUUUGCUAAAAUACAAAAAAUUCUAAUUAGUCGUACUGUAGACAUCCAACUUUCGGCAUUAUUCGUUCUUAUGACUUACAUGACGAUCAGAUUUUUCGAACUAAAUAAUGAAAAUUUGCCCGAAUUACUUCGCAAAUGUUCAAUCGCUAUGUAUGUCUUUUGUGGUUUGUUGAUUUUUAAUGCAUUUCUAGCAACAUUCAGGAAAAAGAAGAUUAAGAUUAUCGAAUUCUUUGGGUAUAUUUGGGGACCUUCUUUAAUUGCAAUUUACAUAAUCCAAAUGAUUUUUCAAGUUUAUUUGAAAAAUAAUUUCCCAUCCACCGGAUAUAUGUUCAUAUUUCAAUGGAUAAGUCUUCUUUCCAUUUUGUUAGUUUUCCCAUUGACUUUGACAUUAAAAUUUACAUCUCUUGGAAAAAUGAUUGAGGAUAAAGAUUCUUACGCGCUUAUAUUUUCAAUAGCACUUCAAUUAUAUUUACAUGUGGGAUAUAUAAGUUUUUUUUUAUAUUGUGAUGAAGGUUAUUUAUCUUCGGGGUUGUUGUUCUUAGGUAGUUUCGCUUUAGGCAAUAUGAUUCGUAAUGAGAAAAAUUAUAUUUUUAUUUCGUGGAAAUGGGACAAGGUCGAUGAAAAACCUACAAUCGCGACUGAAGAUGGACUUGAGGAUAAUUCGUUCGAUAUAGAAGAUGAAAUUAAUAUAUUGCAUAUAAUUGACACCAAAAGUAAAAUUAG